Dipodomys spectabilis (banner-tailed kangaroo rat) is the source of this 1119-nucleotide messenger RNA. Its product is annotated as cell cycle control protein 50A-like. Gene Ontology annotation, cellular component: endoplasmic reticulum; plasma membrane; Golgi apparatus. Lineage: Eukaryota; Metazoa; Chordata; Mammalia; Rodentia; Heteromyidae. Gene Ontology annotation, biological process: phospholipid translocation. The record is from RefSeq and is a predicted model, not a curated record. Bases 1 to 1119 code for a protein of 372 amino acids. The transcript has a single exon.
AUGAGCCACAAAGGGUCCAACGAAGGGGACAGGGGGCUCCCCGGUGCUCCUGGGAGCCCCACUAAGGCCUGGAGAACGGAUAACACCGACUUCAAGCAGCAGCGGCUGCCCGCCGGGGAGCCCAUCCUGACGGCGGGCACGGUGCUGCCCGCCUUCCUGGCCAUCAGCCUGCUGUUCAUCCCGCUGGGUGUGGGCCUCUACCUCACCUCCAGCAACAUCCGGGAGAUGGAGGUGGACUACACGGGGGCGGAGCCUGCCAGCCCCUGCCGGAAGUGCCUGUCCCCGGAGGCCACGCCCUGCGUCUGCGCAGUGAACUUCACCCUGGACCGGCCCUUGGAGGGCCGCGUGCUCAUGUACUACGGCCUGAGCAACUUCUAUCAGAACCACCGGCCCUACGUGAAAUCCCGGGACGACCGGCAACUGCACGGAGACCCCCAGGCCUUGCUGCACCCCAGUAAGGAGUGUGAGCCCUACCGCAGGCACCGCGGCCUGCCCGUCGCUCCCUGCGGCGCCAUUGCCAACAGCAUGUUCAACGACACGCUGCAGUUGUUCCUGGUGGCCGAGGGCCCCGCGGGCGCGCUGACGCCCAUCCCGCUGGGAAAGCGGGGGCUGGCCUGGUGGACCGACAGACACGUGAAGUUCCGAAACCCUCCGGGGGAGAGGAGCCUGCAGGAACGAUUUCAGGGCACCACAAAGCCAGUCAGUUGGCUGAAACCAGUAUACAUGCUGGAUGAUGAUGAUGGUGGUGGUGGUGGUGGUGGUGGUGAUGAGGAUGAUAACAAUGGAUUCCUAAACGAGGAUUUCAUCAUUUGGAUGCGCAUUGCAGCCUUACCCACUUUUCGGAAGUUAUAUCGCCUUAUCGAAGGGAGAGGUGAUUCGCAUCCCACGCUGCCAGCCGGAAGGUAUUAUUUGAAUAUCACCUACAACUACCCCGUGCAUUCCUUUGACGGCCGCAAACGGGUGAUCCUGAGUACCACUUCAUGGAUGAGAGGAAAAAAUCCGUUCUUGGGCAUCGCUUACAUGGCCGUCGGGUCCAUCUCCUUCCUUCUGGGAAUCGUGCUGCUAAUCAUUGAUCACAAAUACAGAGACAAUAAUUAUACUGUUGAUAUUGCUAUUUAG